AUUCUCACUCACAUCCCCCUUUCGUGUCGUUUCGGAUUUGGAGUGUUCGUGAAGAUGUCGCUGCUCUCGGAUCUCAUCAACCUCAACCUCUCCGACUGCACCAACAAGAUCAUCGCCGAGUACAUAUGGAUUGGGGGAUCCGGGAUGGACAUGAGGAGCAAAGCAAGGACUCUCUCUGGUCCUGUUAAUGAUCCUUCAAAGCUUCCUAAGUGGAACUAUGAUGGUUCCAGCACAAAGCAGGCUCCUGGAGAGGACAGUGAAGUGAUUUUAUAUCCUCAAGCAAUUUUCAAGGAUCCUUUCAGAGGGGGCAACAACAUUUUUGUAAUGUGUGAUGCCUACACUCCUGGGGGAGAACCAAUUCCCACAAAUAAGAGGUGUGCUGCUGCCAAGAUCUUCAGCCACCCUGCUGUUGAUGCCGAAGAGCCCUGGUAUGGACUUGAGCAAGAAUACACCCUAUUGCAGAAGGAUGUUAAAUGGCCUCUAGGGUGGCCUGUUGGUGGCUUUCCUGGUCCCCAGGGACCCUACUACUGUGGUGUUGGCGCUGAUAAAGCAUUUGGCAGAGAUAUCGUAGACGCUCAUUAUAAGGCUUGCUUGUAUGCUGGCGUUAACGUGAGUGGUAUAAACGGCGAAGUGAUGCCUGGCCAGUGGGAAUUUCAAGUUGGUCCAUCCGUGGGAAUUUCAGCUGCAGAUGAAUUGUGGAUCGCCCGUUACAUUUUGGAGAGGAUAACGGAGAUAGCUGGAGUGGUCCUUUCCUUCGACCCCAAGCCUAUUCAGGGUGAUUGGAAUGGAGCAGGUGCUCACACUAACUACAGUACCAAGUCCACGAGAAGCGAUGGAGGAUAUGAGGUCAUUAAGAAAGCAAUUGAGAAGCUUGGACGGAGGCACAUGGAGCACAUUGCGGCAUAUGGUGAAGGCAAUGAGCGCCGUCUCACUGGCCGUCACGAGACAGCUGAUAUCAACACUUUCAAAUGGGGAGUUGCUGACCGUGGUGCAUCCAUUCGAGUUGGCCGAGACACGGAGAAAGCUGGAAAAGGCUAUUUUGAGGACAGAAGGCCUGCUUCCAACAUGGACCCGUAUGUGGUCACUUCCAUGAUUGCGGAGACCACCAUCCUGUGGAAGCCAUGAGUUCGCAGCUUCUCGUCCUCAAGAGAUUGUGCUUUCUUGCAGAUUUGAUACCAAGGAAAGAUUUUGUGUACCAACUGGAAUGCUUGCAUUCGUUUUCCUCCUAUUAUAGGUUUACUCAGUUACUGAUGUUCGCCCCUUGUACUGAGGUGGUCAGGGGAACUCAAUGCUUUCACUUGCGAAGAUGAGCCGGUCUGUUUCUUCGAAUAAUGGCAGAUCGCCAAUUUGAAUUGCUA
Messenger RNA from Rhodamnia argentea, 1358 nucleotides. Its product is annotated as glutamine synthetase nodule isozyme-like. Bases 55 to 1125 code for a protein of 356 amino acids. The record is from RefSeq and is a predicted model, not a curated record. NCBI's taxonomy places the organism in Eukaryota, Viridiplantae, Streptophyta, Magnoliopsida, Myrtales, Myrtaceae. The transcript has 13 exons. Gene Ontology annotation, cellular component: cytoplasm. Gene Ontology annotation, molecular function: glutamine synthetase activity.